AGACGAAGGAUCAGGCUGCAGAAUUCCCUCAGGUUCAACAGUACAGAAGCAUCUGAUAGGUUUUUGAUGUGAUUAAUAGCGUUCAGUUAUGUGCUGCCAGUAAACAGGUUUUUCUGCCUGCAAACUGAAGCAAGAAGCAAGACUGAUUUGCACAAACAAUGUGUUUUCAUUUGUUUUUGUGUUAAGGACGUCAUGAGGCUACUGACAGAUGAGGAGGCGGAGCUUCAGACAGGCGUGUUGAUCCCUGUGCCCUGCCCACACACUCUGCCUGUGCUUUUGGAUCAGGCCAGGUUGACCCUGGUGCCCUACCACCUGAGAGAGGACCAAGACUGGGCUCUUGAUGUGGACGAGCUGCACCUAGCCUUGAAGACCGCUAGGGGGAGCUGCACCCAAAAGCAAUUUACAUCAGCAACCCAGGAAACCCCACAGGUUCAAGAAUAUUAAAAAGUAACACCACAUGGACCUCUCCAAAGUCUCCUCUGUAUCCUGAAAAUGAUUUGUCCCAUUAGGUCAUGUGCAGGAGAGAAAGACAAUCGAGAACGUGAUUAAAUUUGCUGCCUCUGAGGGCCUCUUUCUAUUGGUUGAUGAGGUUGUUAUAAGCAACACUAUAAAAAUGACUGUCAUCACCUUUUCAGCCUCUUUUUCUGACACACCUUGUCGUGCCCCCUAUAGGUGAACCAGGGCAGUGUGUACGGAGAGGGAAGAUCAUUCCUUUCCUAUAAGAAAGUCCUCUUUGAGAUGGGACAAAAAUACUCAGACAUGGUGGAGAUGGUGUCUUUCCAUUCCAUAUCCGGUGCCCACUUUGGAGAGUGUGGUCUGAGAGGAGGCUACUUGGAAGCCAUCAACAUGGACCCAGCAGUGAAGAUGUAUUUGAAAGUUCCGCAAGGUCUUAGUUCUCCUCCUGUCUUACCACAGCUUGUUCUGGAGCUGAUGGCUAAUCCUCCCACGCCUGGAGAUCCUUCAUAUGAGACCUACAGACAGGAGAUUGUCUCCAGUCAGAUGACUCUGUCCCAGAAUGCUCAGCGGGCUUGUGAGUUCCUGAACACUUUACCAGAGAUGAGCUGCCGACCAGCGAUACGUGUUUUGCCCGUCUGCAGCUUCCAUGUUGGUUCAUAAAAGAAGCAAAGGCUUUAGGAGUUCAGGCAGACGCACUUUAUUGUCAGAGGUUACUGGAGCAGGAAGGAGUUUGUGUGGGAGCAGGAAGUGUCAACGUGCAGCUGGAGCCGAACUAUUACAUCAGGUUAGACAAAGACCUUGUGUCCUACCUGUGAGGACGCUUCUGAAACAGGAUGAGAUAUUACAGAGUCUGAGGGAUUUUUUGGAAAAUGGGAUUUUUCACUCUUGCAACCUCAAGUGUUCACAGCACACAAGCAAUAUGUUUGUUCCCAAACCAGAAGGACCAAGACAGAAAAUACGAAGACCAAAAAUACGAAGACCAAAAGCGCCAAGACCAAACAUCCCAAGACCAAAAAUAAUUUUACUUCAGUGGUUCCAGAAUUCUCAGUUGUAUAACUGGUAAAAGAAAAUGUUACAAUUAAUUACAGAUUGUGUUUCUCCUUUUAACAGUAAAAAUUUGUGGAACCAGCUGAAAAACCUAUAGUAAAUGUAAAAUUUUUAGAGGUCACUGGAGUUCAAUCAGUAAGGACAUCCGGAGUAAAACUUGUGCUGAAAAAACUCCCAUGCACACGCAACGUAAAUGGUGCUAAAUUGCAUUAAAAAUAAGUUUUUGUUUGGCGGGGAGCUCGUAAACACAAGGGAACCACUUUUGGUGCCACUGAGCACCACUUUGGUUUCAUGUGUAUGUCAAUCUGUGUUGUGCCAAAUCUGAGCAAACAAAAACAAAUGACUGACUUAAAAGCAAUUUAAGGUUCUUUUUUCCAUGUUACUCAUAAUGACACAAUCAUUCAAUCAAUUGUGUGCGUUUUGAUUUAGUUUGUACUUUGUAAUGUUUCUUUUUGAGAUGUUUACUGUAUUUUCCAAAGAUGAGUUGCAUUUUGC
Messenger RNA from Thalassophryne amazonica, 1998 nucleotides. Its product is annotated as alanine aminotransferase 2-like. The record is from RefSeq and is a predicted model, not a curated record. Bases 739 to 1116 code for a protein of 125 amino acids. The transcript is spliced from 4 exons. Lineage: Eukaryota; Metazoa; Chordata; Actinopteri; Batrachoidiformes; Batrachoididae. Gene Ontology annotation, molecular function: L-alanine:2-oxoglutarate transaminase activity.